Ipomoea triloba (trilobed morning glory) is the source of this 1771-nucleotide messenger RNA. Its product is annotated as pectinesterase-like. The transcript has a single exon. Lineage: Eukaryota; Viridiplantae; Streptophyta; Magnoliopsida; Solanales; Convolvulaceae. Gene Ontology annotation, biological process: cell wall modification. The coding region runs from base 1 to 1677 and encodes 558 amino acids. Gene Ontology annotation, molecular function: pectinesterase inhibitor activity; pectinesterase activity. The record is from RefSeq and is a predicted model, not a curated record.
AUGUCUGACGCCGCUGGAAGUAAAAAAAACGCGGCGAUUGCUAGCGUUGCCGGUGUUCUUUUGGUGGCCUGCGUGGUGGCUACCACCGUAUCCGUGACAAAGCAGGGCGGUGGGUCUUCGGAGGGCGAGCAAGGACUUACAACCUCAACGAAGUCGGCUCACGCGAUUUGCGCCACCACCGAUUACAAGGACACAUGCGAGACUAGCCUUUCUGAGGCAAAGAACACGAGCAACCCGAAAGAGCUUAUAAAGGUGGCUUUCGACGCGGCCAUGAAGAACCUUAGCGAUGUCAUCUCUCAUUCGGCUUUAUUGAAGAAAGCCAGUAAGGACCCCCGUACUAGCGGGGCUCUAGAUGUAUGCAAACAAGUCCUGAAUGACUCGGUGGACGAUAUCAGGAGGUCUUUGGAUAAGGUGGAGGGAUUUGGCAUGGACAAGAUGCAAGAGUACGCGGACGACAUCAAGGUUUGGCUCAGUGGUGCCAUUACUAACCAGCAGACAUGUUUAGAUGCCUUCCAGAACACCAGCGGAGAUACCGGCGAGAAAAUGAAGAAACUUGUCAACUUCACGGGGGAGCUCACCAGCAACGGCCUGGCCAUGGUUACCCAGUUCAGCGACGUCCUCCAAACCCUGGAAAUCCCGGGAAUGAAGAAAAGGCGGCGGCGGAUACUGUUGGAUGAGUUUGCGGAGGAGCGCAGCAGACUCCUCCUGGGGAUGGCUUCGCCUUCCAACCUCAAACCCAAAGCAGUGGUUGCUAAGGACGGAAGCGGCCGUUUUAAGACCAUAAACGGCGCUAUUAAAGCAAUCCCCCCCAAGAACAACGUCCUCUACGUCAUCAAAAUCAAGGCCGGCAUUUACAAGGAGCAAGUGAUGGUUCCUAGAAAGAUGAAUAAAGUAGUAUUCGUGGGAGAGGGCCCAACAAAGACCAAGAUAACAGGCGGCUUGAAUUUUAUAGACGGCACAGCCACAUUCAAGACCGCCACAGUUGCUAUCCAAGGAGAUGGUUUCAUGGCACGAGAUAUCGGAAUCGAGAACUCUGCGGGAGCCGCUAAGCACCAAGCCGUCGCCCUCCGCGUCUCGGCUGACGACGCCAUCUUCUACAACUGCCGCAUAGAUGGGUAUCAAGACACCCUCUACACCCACUCCUACAGGCAAUACUUCCGCAACUGCACCAUCACCGGCACCAUUGAUUUCAUCUUUGGAGAUGCCGCAGCCGUGUUUCAGAACUGCAAAAUGAUCGUGAGGAAGCCCUUGGGAAACCAGGCCUGCAUGAUCACCGCCCAGGGUAGGAAGGACCACCGCGGAGUUGGCGCCAUUGUCAUCCAGAAUUCGGAGUUCCUCCCGGACGCAGCUCUCAAAAGCGUCAAGCCAGCCGUCACCGUGUACUUGGGGCGGCCUUGGAAGGAGUUCUCCAGAACAAUCAUCAUGAAAUCUUACAUCCACGCCUUCAUUCACCCAACGGGGUGGUCUCCCUGGAUGGGAAACUUUGGACUCAACACUUGCUGGUAUGCGGAGUACCAGAACAGGGGCCCCGGCGCUAACACCAAAGCCAGGGUCAACUGGAAGUGUUACCAGAAGCGCAUUACACCCGAGGUUGCUAAUCAAUUUACUGCCGGAGUCUACCUUAAGGGAGAUGCCUGGAUCAAGCCCACCGGCAUCCCCUACACUGCUGGGAUGUGAUAAUAUAAUAUAUUAUUAUUAUAUUAUAUAUGCAUGCAGGUUAGGUUAAUUAAUUAAGGCCCAUCAUCUCAUCAUAUCAAUUCAAUUUCCUAUA